This is a messenger RNA of Klebsormidium nitens, 1788 nucleotides long. NCBI's taxonomy places the organism in Eukaryota, Viridiplantae, Streptophyta, Klebsormidiophyceae, Klebsormidiales, Klebsormidiaceae. The record is from the annotation of a GenBank genome assembly.
GCCUAAAUCUCCAGGUUUAUGUAGAGGACGCAUCAUUCCUCCGACUACAGUAUCUUAGCAUUGUGGGAUGUCCUUCAAGAGAGGCUGGUCCAUCAACUGGUGCCUGAGCGGCAAAGCACCCGGUGCUUGAUGCUGUAAAGGAUUCUCUUUUUCGAUGCCUUUGCUGCAUUCUGGCAGCAUUGUCCUACCUGGACAUAAACCUUGGUUUUCAUUUGAAGUGGCUGAAAUAGCGCACAUUUUGGCAUGUUACCAGUUGACGGAGCAAUCUCCGGAGCCCUUAAUACACCAUCACUUUGGUACAAUGCUGCCAGGCAUCACAACCGCGACCCACAUUCAAGAUGCAAGAGCGCAGAUCCUUGUAGGUCACCCUGGGCCAGCCUGAAGAUAUCCUGCCGCCUUUGUUGAGCUGGUGAGAACAUGGCAAAGGCACUCGCUGUCAGAACAGCGCAAGCCGUAGGCCCACUUUCCACGAAACAAAUCAACCAGCAUAGCAGUCUGCAAGGCAGUCUGUUUGGCAGCCAGGGGAAUGGCAAGACUCUCAGAACCAUUCUGUCAUUGAAAACUGGCUCUACGAGGCUGUUCCGUGCUCAGAAGUGCUUCCACUGCCGCAGCUUCCAUCCUUAUAACACAGAGGCCUCACACAGCCGGUGGAGGAAUGUGCCAGGAUUGGCUAGCCGUCCAGAUUACAGCAGAACUGGUCCUACUUUCCAUCGAGGGUUUCCAUCCGUUCCAUCAGGACAGAGACAUGAGCGGGAAGGAAGGAGAAGGGCCCAGCAUGGGCGGGCAAGAGCAGCGGCGUCGGACGAAACGGACAGCCGGGAAACUCUGCUUCCGCGCGCUGUCCUGGCCGAGCUUCGACAGAAGGGAGUGACCAUCUGGGAGUUCUAUUAUGACACCUCAGCAGAAGCGUACGGCGUAGGGGACUUUGGAGAGGAGGUGCGCGCCCUUCAGGGGUAUCUCAUGACCACAGGUGACUUCCGUUCAGAGCACGGGGCCACUGGUUACUUUGGACCCGAGACACAGAAGGCCCUUAGCAACUGGCAGCGGCAACACGGUGUCGAGCCGGCGCUUGGAGUGUGGGGCCCCUUCUCGCGAGACAAGUACAGGCAGCUAGUGGCGCAGGACGCUUCUCGUCGUGGGCUGCAGCGCAAACUUUCGAAGAAGCCAGCCGUGAUAGCCGCGGACAGACCGGGCCCGUCACCGCCAAGCGCAGUCGGAGAGGCCUCCCGUUCCCCUUCUUCCGCUUCCGUUUCCGUUCCGCUAAGCCCUCCCGCUGCGAGCCACGCCCGCGGUGGUCUUAGCCUCGCUCAGAGUCUCGUCGCAGCUUUUGCGAUUGUUGGAGUGGCCGUUUUAGGCGGCUUCUUACUACAACGAAACAAGGCUUCACGGAAAGAUAUCUCAGAUGCUCAGGAGUUGGACCGCGCAAGGAACAUGUUGGAAAUGGACCGGACAGGGGGGCCACAACCGGGGGAACGAGAAGCGGGCAGGCAUAAAGCAGCUCCGGAAGAACGGUAACACUGGGCAAUUUGCUGGUGCACUGAUUGUCGGUCAGAAUAUUCCAGAAUCUUUUGUGAAUCACUUUUGGCGCAGCAGGUAGAGCUUUCUGCAAGCAGCCGCCAAGUAGAAGUCUGGCGCAUGAGGUUCUGAAGACUUUGUGUAGGCCGUCUCUACUUUCACGUAUUGUUACUAAUGAUGGGUAUAUCGACAACGAUUCGGCACACAACGGUUACACCUUUGAGGCUAGCUGGGAUCAACUGGGCUCAUUUUGUGUCCAAGUCUGAUUCUGAG